This is a messenger RNA of Prunus armeniaca (apricot), 2748 nucleotides long. NCBI's taxonomy places the organism in Eukaryota, Viridiplantae, Streptophyta, Magnoliopsida, Rosales, Rosaceae. The record is from the annotation of a GenBank genome assembly.
AUGGCUCUGCUCCUUCCAAUCCCUGGCCCUUCAAAUUCAAGGUGGUCGGAAGAGGCAACUGCAAUUAGUCCGGGGUUUGGGGUGUGGUCGCGUCCCGGGAGCACGCUCUGGGGAGUCUUCUUGAGACUCCAUCCCUACGAAAAUGCCAAAAACAGAGGAAGAAGAAGAGGACAGGUUUGCUGCUGGGUGCCCAAUGCUGUGUACACCCACUCCCACACCCGAAGUAGUGAACAAGGAGGAGGAGGAGGCUCGACGCAGACGCAGUGGAAACCGAAAUCUGGGGCUGGGGGGAAGCGAAGGGAAGCGGUGGAGGCAGUGGGCGACGCCAUAUCCAUUGUUAACGAGAGGAUUAGGCGGGAGCAGAGCAAGAGAGAAACGAGAACGGUGAUGGAGUCGGAGGAGGCUGACAAGUACAUAGAGUUGGUGAAGCAACAGCAGCAGAGGGGGCUUGAGAAGCUCAGAGGAGAUGCUAGUUACAAGGUCGACCCCUACUCUCUUCGUUCUGGGGACUACGUCGUUCACAAGAAGGUCGGCAUUGGUCGAUUCGUUGGGAUUAAAUUCGACGUUUCCAAUUCCACCGCGGAGUACGUCUUCAUUGAGUAUGCCGAUGGCAUGGCUAAGCUUCCUGUUAAGCAGGCCUCUCGCUUGCUCUAUCGUUAUAGUCUCCCAAACGAAACCAAAAGGCCCCGCACUUUGAGCAAAUUGAGCGACACUAGUGUAUGGGAGAAAAGAAAGACCAAAGGCAAGAUUGCCAUUCAGAAAAUGGUUGUUGAUUUGAUGGAGUUGUAUCUACAUAGACUCAAACAAAGACGGCCUCCCUACCCAAAGACUAAUGCCAUGACUCACUUUGUUUCUCAGUUUCCUUAUGAGCCCACCCCUGAUCAAAAACAGGCUUUCAUUGAUGUUCACAAAGAUUUGACAGAGAGAGAAACCCCAAUGGACCGCUUAAUUUGUGGAGAUGUUGGCUUUGGCAAAACUGAAGUUGCCCUGCGUGCCAUCUUUUGUGUAGUUUCAGCAGGGAAACAAGCUAUGGUUCUCGCACCCACAAUUGUUUUAGCCAAGCAACAUUUUGAUGUUAUUUCCGACCGGUUUUCUGUCUACUCAAAUAUCAAGGUUGGACUUCUGAGCAGGUUUCAGACUAGAGCAGAGAAAGAGGAGCAUUUGGACAUGAUUAAAAAUGGUCGUUUGGACAUAAUUGUUGGGACUCACUCACUUCUUGGAAGUCGCGUUGUGUAUAAUAAUCUGGGUUUGCUUGUGGUUGAUGAAGAGCAGAGGUUUGGCGUCAAACAAAAAGAGAAGAUUGCUUCAUUCAAAACAUCAGUGGAUGUUCUUACUCUAUCUGCAACACCUAUACCACGUACCCUGUAUUUGGCCUUGACUGGCUUCCGUGAUGCUAGUUUGAUUUCAACUCCACCACCAGAGAGAGUCCCUAUCAAAUCCCAUCUUUCUGCAUACAGUAAAGAAAAGGUUUUAUCAGCAAUUAAGCAUGAGCUGGACCGAGGUGGCCAAGUGUUUUAUGUAUUGCCUCGUAUUAAAGGACUUGAAGAAGUGAUGGAGUUUCUUGAACAGUCAUUUCCCAAUGUUGAAAUAGCUAUUGCACACGGGAAGCAAUAUUCAAAGCAGCUAGAGGAAACCAUGGAGAAAUUUGCACAAGGUGAAAUCAAGAUUCUUAUAUGCACUAAUAUAGUAGAAAGUGGGCUUGACAUUCAGAAUGCAAACACCAUCAUCAUUCAAGAUGUUCAACAAUUUGGCCUUGCACAGUUGUAUCAGUUGCGUGGAAGGGUAGGGCGGGCAGAUAAGGAAGCUCAUGCGCACUUAUUUUACCCGGAGAAGUCACUACUAACUGAUCAAGCACUGGAGAGACUUGCAGCUCUUGAGGAAUGCUGUGAACUCGGGCAAGGUUUCCAACUUGCAGAGAGGGACAUGGGAAUCAGAGGCUUUGGUACCAUAUUUGGUGAGCAACAAACAGGGGAUGUUGGAAAUGUUGGCAUUGAUCUCUUCUUUGAAAUGCUCUUUGAGAGCCUGUCCAAGGUUGAUGAACACCGUGUAGUUUCAGUUCCUUACUGGUCCGUUGAGAUUGAUAUAAAUAUAAGUCCUCAUCUCCCUUCUGAGUACAUAAAUUAUCUGGAGAAUCCCAUGGAGAUAAUUCAGGAAGCUGAGACAGCUGCUGAGAAAGAUAUCUGGAGUUUGAUGCAAUAUGCUGAGAAUUUGCGCUGCCAAUAUGGGAAGGAGCCACCGUCCAUGGAGAUUCUUUUAAAGAAGCUGUAUGUGAGGAGGAUGGCAGCCGAUCUUGGAAUAACCAAGAUAUAUGCUUCAGGAAAGAUGGUUUUUAUGAAAACAAGUAUGAAUAAAAAGGUUUUCAAGCUGAUUACAGAUUCAAUGGUUUCUGAUGUUCACCGAAAUUCUUUGGUUUUUGGGGGUGAUCAGAUCAAGGCAGAACUUCUCCUAGAGCUACCGAGAGAACAACUCCUAAAUUGGAUCUUUCAAUGUUUGGCUGAACUUCAUGCUUCCUUACCUGCUCUGAUAAAGUCAUCACAGAUUGAUGCUAGCAAUGAAUGUAUUAUAACUGUUUUCCUUCUUCCCUUGGUGGGUUGGAUUCUGAUCAAGACUGCAGUUACUUGUGAAAUAGCUGCUGCAAGUGGCUCUUUAAGAGGGAUACAGAUUUGGCAGCGAAAUUCCCAUUCUCAUGCAUACGCAUACGCGUACGCAAAUCCUAUUUGUGUAAGGAAGGAUCAUAUGUCCUACUAA